AUGAUGAUCGGCUCAUACCUAGAAAAAUUCGUCAAAGGUUCUCAAGAUAAGCCAGCCAUUUCUGACGCCCAACAAUCAGAAACCUUUUCUGAAUUCUUUCUAAACGACCUGAAAUUUCCUUCCCAAAACGUUAACCAUCAGAAUUUUGAGUAUUUUAAGCAGAUCUUCCUUUCCCAAAAUGCAUCUCUUCAGAAAAUUGAAGUAGAUGAAAACAGAAUUGUCUGCAGAAAAUCAGCCAAUAUAGUCGGGUUUGACAAGCUUGCGUCUAUAUUUCUGCAAUCAGAUGAUGCAUUAGUCGUCCAAGAUUCUAUGAUUAUGCUGAUAGCUUUAUUAACAAAAUUCCAUAUAUCAAUAUGCCGGGAAGCACAAAAAAUUUUUAAUGAUUUUGUGUCUGAUUUAGCAACUUACAUAGAGAAAUGCAUAAAUGAUGAUAUUUUGACGUGCAGAGGACUGUCUUUAUUGCUAAAACUAGUCGAAAUUCGUGACCCCUUAUCACAGAAUUCUACCAUGUACAUGAAAAGGGAAAGCGACUUGCAAUAUAAGCCAAUUGAAAUAAAUAAUUCUGGGACUAUAAAAGAUCUCAGAAAAGAAAUAGCGAAAAUAUAUGCAGAGCCAAUAGAAAAAAUCGUACUCAAAGUUAAUGACAAAUUGUUUGGCCCAUCAGAAAACGAUUUAAAAAUUUCUGCUUUAAAUUCCAUUUCAAUGAUUGUGAUAUUUAUGGAGCCGUCUGUGAUGGACUAUGAAGCUAGAAUGGGAUUGUCAAGUCACCAUCAGCUAUAUGACUGUCUUUUUCAGCUGUUGCUGGACAAUGUCCAAAGAUCGUCAGAUUUAGCUUGGACUCUAUUAAUGACUCUUCCCACAUAUGAUAAAAUAGUGCAUGAUAUAUACACACUUAGCUCAGAACUUAUGGGAAUUUUGAACCCUGCAAAUCCUUAUAAAUUGCUAUAUUGCUUAAUGGUCCUUAAUAGAUAUUGCUCCGAUCAGAGCUGGAAAUUAAAAUUUAUUGGCGUUAAUGGGCCUGAAUACUUGAUUAAGCUUUUUCUUUAUAUAAAGGGGAACAUAAAAGGAAAACCUUUGAUAAGAUUAGAAGAAGCCUUAAUCAAUAUUUUGGGCAAAUUAUUGAGAUUUCCUCUAGAAAACCAUCAUGCUUUUAUUGAAGCUAUUAUGGAAACCCUUUCAUUAAUGAGUAUUUCACCUCAUCAGCUUAAUAAUAUAAGAGGGCUUUUUGAAUCUUUAACUGAAAUUAUCAAUUUUUUGGUGCUUUACUAUAAAAGUGAGACUUCUUCAGAAAUUUUGAAUUUUAUUCACACAAAUGAUCUUAUAUAUAAUUCCCUUAUAGCUCAAAAAAGCAGCGAUUUUGGGUUUUUGAUGCUGAAGCUAAUGGAAAAUAUCGCAAACUUGACAAAUAUUCAUUACUCUUUCGCUUUGUUAAUGCUUCAACUGCUUCCUAAAGCAAAGGAAAAUAAAAGCAAGCUAUAUUUUGAUUUUUUCGCAUUUUUAUUCAAAAAAAUCCCAAAUAAAUCCCCAUUUUUAGAUUUAUUUAAUGAGCUUUUCAACGAGAUUACUUUGAGAUGGGAAAUAAAUAGUGGGUACCAAGAUAUCAUCCUAUAUGGCUCCUUGAAAGUCCUUGCCAAUGGAUGGACUAGCUAUUUACUCUCCAUAGAAAACUCUCUGGAUUUCUUUUUACAAAAAUGUCUAUUCGAAAUACCUGAGUCUACGCGGUCACCAUUCCCAAAAUGCAAAAAUAUUGAGACAAGGCAAGCUAUAAUUAAAAUAUGGCGUCUUCGUCUAGGUAUGGCCCUCCCGGCCAUACAUCCUCGACUUAUAUUUUAAUUAUAUCCGGCAAGGUUUUACCAUUUCAGAGAUGGACUGCAAUGCUAGGUAAGCAAUUCUGGUAGCUUUCAGAGCCUAGCCCUAGUCUGUUCUCAGGGGUGGAUUUUUCCUCGUGGGGAAGGAAGGUGUAAGGUUGGAAAGGGGAAGCCCAGCAAAGUCCUCUGGACCAUUCGGGCAACUCCCUAGCGUGAAACUGGGCGUUACGUCCCAGGCUUUGCAUUUUUCCUUUUUGCCGAUAGCCGACCAGAAAAAUCCAUUUUUUGGGUUUUUCGGAAAAGCAACCCAUGUACAAGCAAGUAGCUCAUCCAUGAGCCGUCGAAGACGUGGACAUUUGCCCUAGAAGCACCCUUGGCGAUCGAAGCGAGUCUGUCUCCAGCAGGCUGGUGGGCCCCCGAUGCGACGAAAGGCGAGUGAUAAACCUGGAGUUGUAACCCCGUAGUGGACGUUAAGCGAUAUAAAUUCUAUAAGAUAAGAUAAGAGACAAGGCAAGCUGGUUUUGAGCUUUUAUAUGACUUAUGCAAAAAUUCAGAUUUUCUCUCAAAAGUUACCAAUUUACUAGAAAAGUUUCAUUAUGAUAACUCAUGGAGAUCAAACCACAAAUCUGACUGGAACCGAUUUUCUUUACAAAAUGAAAAGUCACUUACAGGCUUUACAGGAAUUAGAAAUUUAGGCUGCACUUGCUAUAUGAAUUCCUUAAUCCAAUCACUUUAUACAAUCCCAAGUCUGAGAGAUGGAAUAUUAUAUAUCCCAACUGUUGCGAGUGAAGAUAAUGUGCUAUUCCAGCUAAAAAGGAUUUUUUCAGGCUUGAAAAAUAGCGACAAGCCGUUUAUUUCAACAAGGAAAUUUUGCAGAGCUUAUAAGGAUUGUGAUGGGAAUCCAGUAAAUUUGUAUGAGCAAAAAGACGCUGAUGAGUUUUUUGGGAAUCUGAUGGAAAGAUUAGAAAAUGCAUUAAAAGGCUCCAAUUAUGAAAAUCUAGUCCAGUCUCAUUUCGGAGGAUAUCAGGUUUUAGAAAUAGAAAGCAAAGAUUGCCCUCAUAAGACCCAGCGAUUUGAGCCAUUUUUAACUAUCCCAAUCGAGGUUAAAAAUAAGCGAAUGCUGUCAGAAGGCUUAAAAAGUCUUGUGGAAGGAGAAAUUCUGGAGGCUGAUAAUGCAUAUUUAUGUGAGCAAUGCCAUAUAAAAGUAAAAGCCCUUAAAAGAGUGAGUAUAAAGUGCUUGCCAAAUUAUUUAAUGCUGGCACUGAGACGUUUUGAAUUUAAUUUUGAAACUAUGAAGCCAAGUAAGCUUAAUGAGUAUUUUGAGUUUCCUUCAGAACUAGAUAUGGAGCCUUACACACAAGAAGGCUUAAAAAAUUUAGAAAAUGGGUCAGGGGUAUUUGAAAAAAAUUAUUAUAAUUACAAAUUAAGAGGAAUAAUUAUACACACAGGAGAUGCAGAACGUGGCCAUUAUUACUCAUUUAUAUAUGAUUUUAAAAAAAAAUCGUGAAUAAAUUUUAAUGACACUAUGGUAUACGAAAUUCCUGAAACAGAAAUUGCAGCGAACGCAUUUGGCGGAUUUUUAAAAAAUACAACUACAGGGGAAAUAAAGCAAAAAAUCACAAAUGGGUAUCUACUUUUAUACGAAAGAAUCAAAAAAUACAGGCUCCGCAACCCUGAAUCAGAUGAAAUUGAGAAAAUUAAUCUAAACACCAGCUAUGGAGGGGUAGACAUUUUUGAAAGACUAUAUAAAGAAAAAAAUAAAAAAUAUUGGAAAAUAAAAUAUGUUUUUGGAUACGAAUAUGCCUGGUUUAUCAAUGAGAUGACAAAAUUAGAAAAUCCUCCUGUGAAAUUUAUUAUUGAAAACUUUUUGGCUAUUCAGAUAAGAAAUAGGGAUAGAGGAGGACAGUUUAUGAGCCUGGUAAAAGCUAUUACAAGAAUGCUAGAGCAAGAAGAAAAUGCAGAUUGAUUUUUAGAAAAAAUCACUGAUGCAAAAAUAUUAAAGGAAAUUUUAUUUAUGUGCCCUGUUAGUGAGGUGAGAAAAAUAAUUGUGGAAUUAGCAGAGCAAGCUUUAAGAUACGCAAGCAUACAAAUAAAAACAAAAACUAAUGAGAGAGCUGCACUAUUCUUUAAUACGAAAUUCGAAAAAAUUGAAAGCUACUUCAGAGAAUUGAGUUGCAAGCUGUUCUCUGCGAGAGGAUUUUAA
This is a messenger RNA of Blepharisma stoltei, 4011 nucleotides long. NCBI's taxonomy places the organism in Eukaryota, Ciliophora, Heterotrichea, Heterotrichida, Blepharismidae. The record is from the annotation of a GenBank genome assembly.